This is a messenger RNA of Ectocarpus siliculosus, 761 nucleotides long. The record is from the annotation of a GenBank genome assembly. Lineage: Eukaryota; Phaeophyceae; Ectocarpales; Ectocarpaceae.
GCAAGCCAACGACGACCGCAGUGUAGACGAACCUAGAGCACACGACAGGCAAACUUCCUGGGUAGUAGGGGCAUUCCUGUAUUUUGGGUGACGUUGACUUCCUCCGUGAGCGACAGGAAAAGCUAGCAAUAAGCUGCGCUUUUGGGUUGUUCCGCCACACCAGAGAAAGGCAGCCGCUGCUGGAGGCAACAACCAAAGCGACGAUGAGCCUAAUUGUGAUUGCCGGCGUGCUGGCGGCUGGGUUGCUCUCUGUGGGAGCGUACAGAUUAUGGCUGAAAGCUACUGCCGACGACGACGAUGUAGAGAUCGACGGCACAAUGAGGACGAGAAUACGGCACGGAGGCUUGUGAGGCGCUGAUGACGAUCUCGCAUCGCUUCGGGUGUUUGUCGUAGAACAGAUUCUGAGCCUUGGUAAGGUCUCCCGCCACGACUAUUCCCAUAGGUGUUACAAACCGUUCAGGGACAACUGCAGAGCUUCCACGCCGGUUCAUGGGUGCAUCUUGGAAGAUACUGUGGUCCGUGACUUGUAGUCCAUGACAAGCCGAAAUGGCGCGCCAAAAGGGUGCCGCGGUGCUGCACCCGUAUUGGGGGUAGAGGCCUGACCGGUACGAUACUGUGUUUCCUCUCGGCCCCACUGCUGCAUUGCUGUGCGCCAGUGCUGUGUACUGUUGUGUGCCUAACGCCGGUGGAGAGAGGGGUACAUUUGCAUCGUGCGGUGGAGAGUGGGGGAACUUUUAACAUUGCCGGCGUGAGACUACAUG